AUGUGGUUUUCUAAAGCCUGGGCAUGUACAGUUGUCGAGGAUGCAUCAACCGUUAUUCCACCUCCAAGAAUCAUUGCUGCCAAUGAACGAUGUGACAAUCAAAGCUAUACGAUAUGUGCCUCUGGAACAAGGUGUUUCCGGCGAACUCCUAGUGAGUCCGAAUGUCAUUCUCAGUGUCAAACUGGAUGGACAUGUGAUACAGGAGUUGCUCAGGAGUUCGAGCAAUGUGGAGGUGAAGGGUAUGUUGGUGUGACUCUUUGUGCACCUGGUCUUCGUUGUUACACUCGUAGCAAAUGAUUUAUCAAAUCUCAACAAAUGAAAAAUGUUUUGAAAGUAGCACAAAUGAUUCCAAAUGAUAAAGAUUCAUCAACAACAUCAAAUACAGACAAAGAUAAAAAAGUUAAUCGUACACAAUUAGGUACUUUUGGAAAUUGUUCGAAUUAA
Messenger RNA from Rotaria sp. Silwood1, 444 nucleotides. NCBI's taxonomy places the organism in Eukaryota, Metazoa, Rotifera, Eurotatoria, Philodinida, Philodinidae. The record is from the annotation of a GenBank genome assembly.